AUGCACUUGGGAAUUAAGGACGUCAAUAGGAAUUCUCAGAAAAAUUAUUCUAGUAUGACUAGCGAGGAGAGACUAAACCUGAGGAAGAGAAUCAUACAAGAUGCCCUAACUUUUGCGUACAACUUUUCCUAUUCCAAUUUUUCCAAUUAUCAGUAUUUCUCCCCUAUGUAUGCUACCAGCACGGAGGAGCUAAAAAACCUGCAAAAUUUCGUCAAAGAAGUAAAGCUGGACAAUAGUAAAAAAGAAGAAAUGAUCAAGCUAGCUAGACAAAGGAUCCCCCUUUAUUAUUUCCCUUUCAGUAACAUGUACAGCGAAGGAGAGCUCAAGUACUUCGAGAAUUGCAUCGUCCCCUAUGUGAACAAGCAAGAAGAAAUUAAACAAAUGCAUAAGUAUCUCUCUAACACGUAUCAAAACUACGUUAUUUACAACAAUAUCUACCAAUUGUGGGCAGAGGAACUGGAGUCCUUAAACCAGUUGAUCCUUUUUGAUGCGUAUAGAAAAAAAGUUAAGCAGCAAAGCGACCCAGUAUUGGCAGAAAACCAAGAAAAAAUACACAUUAAAAAAAUUGAAAAAAUCAAGAGGAGGAUUCGAAUGCACAUCUACAAGGAUGGCGAAGUGCCCAAUGAACCCUCACAAAACUCGCAGGAAUGUAUUAUACAGGCGGAAGGCACAAAAAAGGCAAAUAUCAAUUUUGACGACUGGCUGUGA
Messenger RNA from Plasmodium coatneyi, 708 nucleotides. RefSeq lists its product as uncharacterized. Lineage: Eukaryota; Apicomplexa; Aconoidasida; Haemosporida; Plasmodiidae. The record is from RefSeq and is a predicted model, not a curated record. The transcript has 6 exons. Bases 1 to 708 code for a protein of 235 amino acids.